AUGGAGCAGCAGAGGCUGUUUGCUUGGAGCGAGACGUCCGGCCUCCUCGACCUGGAUGGGAACCAAAAGGAGAAGAUCCUCAACACCAACACAUUCAUGCUCCACCGAACCACAGUCCUCGAUCUCUUGGUUCAGGUCCAAUGCUUGUUUAAGGAGUUUGAGGAACACCAGCGCCGCAACGAACGACUGAAGCCGGCGCCCGACCAGGAUGCAAUCCUCGAACACCCCGAGAAGGACGCUGCUGACGCCAAUUUCCCGUUGCCAGAGAAACGAAGGGACUUCAUCAAGCGAGCCAUGGGCAAGCUGAAGAGUGAGUCGCGAGAGAAGUUUCUCAGGCUAAGCUGGGUCUCCUUCGACAAGGGCGCGUUCGAGGUCCUUCUGUCCCGGUUUGCUGCCCUGAACGACAACAUGACCGACAUCUUGGACGCCCGCAUGCAAGUAGAGAUCCGUGACACAGUGCAAGAUACCAACCGAGGGGUCUUGCAGCUGCAUCAUCGCAUCGCAGAUCUGGGCCGGCUUGUGAUGGCUCUGAACCUGAAAUUAGAAAACAAUGCGCCAGUGAACAUCUCGUCCAUGUCCAAGGCUCAGCGGGCAAAGAACGCGGACGGGCUGGAGCUGCUUGCCAAACUAGCCAAGUUCAAAGCGUUCAACGAAUCGAUGGAGUCAGAGAAGCAGCGGCCGUGGGACGAUGCAACGGCCAUGUCGUUGGAGCUGGGGAAGCCGGCGCAACGCGACAAGCUUAUCCUGGACAGAGAAACGAUCACACUGUUGGACGAAGAGUCCGAGGAGUUUGACCAACCGAGGUGCGAGGCGAACCUUCGCACCGCUGACGGAUCCAACAAGAGAGUAUGGAUAGAGUGGAAGGAAUACGAUCGCCAGAAAGCCGGCGACGAAUCGCCACCAAGAAGGGUCAUCAUUGAGAGGGUAGGCAAGCUCGCCGCUCUACUGCAUCACAGUCCAAAACCUGAGGCCUUCCGAACACUGCAUUGCCUUGGCUUCUUCGACAAGUUGGGGCCUGACAAUGACGCGUCGGAAGAUGACAGCUUAGACCGGAAGCUCGGCCUUGUGUUUGAGCGGCCCAAUAACAACGAGGUACAUCCGUCCCUGCCUCCAGUAUCACUUCGCGAGCUCUUCCAAAUCGAGCGAAAGCCUCGGGUUACGGAGAGAAUCAAGCUGGCACACGCCAUCAGUAGCUGUCUCCUGUAUCUUCACGCCGUGAACUGGCUCCACAAGGGGCUGCGCAGCCACAACAUUGUCUUCUUUCGAACCAAGAGCGGCCGCGUCAACUACGCGGAGCCAUACUUGACGGGGUUUGACUAUUCCCGUCCCGCCCGGAGUGACGAGGCGACAGACAUACCCCAAGACGAUGCCGAGUACAACCUGUACCGCCAUCCUCAGGUACAGCUGAUGAACCCCGCCGAGAGGGAGCGGUUCAAGAAGAGCUUCGACAUCUACAGUCUCGGUGUGCUCUUUGCCGAGAUCGCCCAUUGGGCACCGGUAGACAGGGUGCUCGGUUAUGACAUCAUUCGGAGGCCCAGUCUCGCCUUGAAGGUCAGGGACGCUCUACUUGUCGAAGACCGCAUCGCCGAGCUCGGCGCCAACAUGGGGGAGAUGUUCGAGGAGGCGGCCCGGAAGUGCAUCGCGGGCGGAGAGAGUCUGGGGUUGGCGGAUGGUGACGAUGAGACCAAAGACAGCGUAGCCGCACAACUUUCGAUGCGGUUCUACGAGGAUGUGGUGAAGAAGCUGGAUGGCGUUCGCGUUUAG
This is a messenger RNA of Colletotrichum spaethianum, 1764 nucleotides long. RefSeq lists its product as uncharacterized. The coding region runs from base 1 to 1764 and encodes 587 amino acids. Lineage: Eukaryota; Fungi; Ascomycota; Sordariomycetes; Glomerellales; Glomerellaceae. The transcript has a single exon. The record is from RefSeq and is a predicted model, not a curated record.